Messenger RNA from Penaeus monodon (black tiger shrimp), 2565 nucleotides. RefSeq names its product protein O-linked-mannose beta-1,2-N-acetylglucosaminyltransferase 1-like. Gene Ontology annotation, molecular function: beta-1,3-galactosyl-O-glycosyl-glycoprotein beta-1,3-N-acetylglucosaminyltransferase activity. Lineage: Eukaryota; Metazoa; Arthropoda; Malacostraca; Decapoda; Penaeidae. Gene Ontology annotation, cellular component: Golgi membrane. The record is from RefSeq and is a predicted model, not a curated record. Bases 221 to 2338 code for a protein of 705 amino acids. The transcript is spliced from 17 exons. Gene Ontology annotation, biological process: protein O-linked glycosylation via N-acetylgalactosamine.
CAGUCUCGCGAGUGCAGGAGUGGCGUGUGUAUUGUUUUUAUAAUUAUAUAUUUCUCCUGCUUUUUUUUUUUUUAAGUGUAUUGAAAAAUAUUGAAUCCGUGCUGUGUAUUAUUUAGUGUUGCAUGCUUUGCGUCACAUCAUGAUUGCAUUAUCCUAUGGAUAACGGCAUGUUAUCUCGGGCGUUCGAGCGUAUUUGAUUUAAGAUUUAAGAAAGGAAAUAAUGGGUACAUGGCGGGCAUCAGUGGCCUGGGUGGGCGUUCUAGCGGGCUUGAUGUUGCUACUCCUUGCCGAAGUCCACGGUCGGUCCCACAAUCCUCUCGUGAGGGAAGUCUUCUCGACGAAAUGGAAGAAGAUUGCUGAAACACGGACUCUUCACCCGGCCAACUUGACGGCGCUGGAAAUUCUCGAAGAGAUGGAGGAGGAACACUUCAGUAUACGAGUCGUUAUUAACAAGAGACAUAUGACAAUAUACAGGGACGAUCAAGUGGUGUACGAAAAGAUCGGAGUGUACAAUGGAUAUUACAUCACCCACACCGGCAUGCACGUGGUGGUACUGCACCCUUCCCGCGGCCACGUGAUGCUCGCCAGGCAGUUCCUGACGCAUGAGCCUUCUGAAGACAGGAACCUGGUGGCGUGUCUCGACUCCGUCAUGCCGGGAAAUAUCCUCAUUGUGGUGGCGGUGCCCGAUGCGGUCAUGUUCCUGGGCCCCAUCGCCGUGGCCCGCCUGGAGGAGAUGGGCGCCUCCAGAAUCCGCUAUCUCGCCCGACACGAAACCUGGGUCAUGGUGGCUCACACGCCCACACGCCCUUACAGGCCGCCGCGUUUCUAUCCAGUACUCAAACCGAACGUCACUAAACCAGCGGUUCCAUUAGGAAGGGUCUGGGGUGAGAGUUUGACCCUCCGUCGCCUGAUCGUUAAUGGUACCACUUCACCUGUGGAUAUGGCAACGUAUGUCCCCAAAUUUGAAGCCGCCAAGUGUGCGUGGCACCAGGAAGCCGCCAUGUUGGAUCAGCGCAAAUUCUGCGAUAGUUACGAUGGCUAUAUCCGCCUCUGCAGGUGCCGUGACCCGGUUACUUCCUCCCUCAGGUACUCUGCUCCGAAGAUCGAGAUGCGCGAAGUCAUCCCCGUGGCUAUGCUGACAGCCAUCAAACCUUUCAACUUCUACAGACAGCUUCUGAACCUCCUCGAGACGCCAGGAGCAGCCCAGACGCCCAUUCUUGUUCUCAUAGACGGACCUCAGAAGGAGAUUAUCCGCUUAGCGAAGUUGUUCGGGUUGGACGUGCUGAUCCACCGACCUCAGGGCGAGAAGGGCAGCACUACACUCCUGAAUAUGCAUUUCCGCUUCUCCGUUCACAACGUGUUCAACUUCUUCCCAGGAGUCGACAAGGCUAUCAUCUUGGAAGACGAUUUGCUGCUCUCGCCAGAUUUCUUAUCCUAUUUCCAACAAACGGCCUGGCUCCUGGACGCAGAUCCUACCAUCUCGCACGUCAACGCUUUCUCAACCAACAGCUAUCCUGACGUCGCCUACGAUCCCGCAGUCCUCAGGAGGAUCGAGAUGUUCCCCCAGUUCGGCUGGAUGGUGAAGCGAAACUGGGCGCAGGAUAUAUUUCAGUUCUGGGUCUCUGAAAAUGAAACAGCUGACUGGGACUGGUGGCUUUCGGGAGCAAGGCAGCGUCAGGGGAGGGACGCACUGCUGCCCGAAGUGAGCAGGACCUUCCACGCAGGAGCAGCAGGAGCCCACGUGACGGGGUGGGCGCAGGAACACCUCUUCAAUAACAUGAUCUUCAACCAGGAUCCUCAUGUCAGGCUCAAAGGGCUCAAUGACCUGACAAAGGAUCGAUACGAAAAGAAGAUUCGGCGAGACAUUGAACGGGCUGUUCCUCUUAGCUUGACAAAGUCACCUUGCGAUGGCCCGAUUCUCCCGGCCAACCAUCCUGGGCCCUUCAAGAUCUUCGUGGAGGCGCGGACCAAUAACGACGAAUAUGACAGCUUUUUUGUAAUGCAAACGUGCCUCCAUGGUUACAUUCAGGACACGAGAGAGAUGUUUCGUGGGACCUUGAGAUACAACCUGAAGGGGCGUUUCCUGUACGUCGUGGGUUGUCCUAUGUCUCCCUUUUGCGAAUCGAAAAUCUGGGUUAAUCUCCUGAGGCCUUCUGUUGAACUCGUCAACAUGGCCAGUGAUCAAGUCUAUCCUUGGCAGAUUCAGAACUAUCCGCCGUACUAUCUGGAACGCUUCCCUGCGGUCUUUCCCGAAGAAGAAUUUCAUAUGCAGAACCUCCUCUAUGUUUACCAUAACGGCACCCGUGUGUUUAACAAGAAAAUUGCGAGUGUUAACUGAAAGAGAGAAAGACAGAUAAGAAGAGGAAGAACAAGGAGAAGAAUGAAAAAGGUGAAGCUAUGCUGCGAGCUGAAGCGUCAUUAAUAUCCUUCAUUUCAGGUAAUUAUUUAUGAAAAGGCGAAACCGGAGAGGAUUUUCUAUGAUGUGAGAAUUACGUUUAAAAUCUCAACAAUUUUGGAAGAUUACUGGCAACCUGGUUAACGAAAAAUAAAUGUAUAUAUCAGUUA